Molecule: messenger RNA, 1194 nt
Organism: Leishmania braziliensis MHOM/BR/75/M2904
Lineage: Eukaryota; Euglenozoa; Kinetoplastea; Trypanosomatida; Trypanosomatidae
Exons: 1
Coding region: 1-1194 (397 amino acids)
Cellular component (GO): cytoplasm; nucleus
Molecular function (GO): protein-folding chaperone binding; protein folding chaperone
Source: RefSeq, a predicted model, not a curated record
AUGUUGAAGGACUACUACGCCAUUCUCGAUGUACUGCCGCGCGCCUCCGGUGAGGAGAUCCGCCGCGCCUUCAAGCGUCUGGCACUCCAGUUCCAUCCGGACAAGAUCGGCACUGGCGCGGCGACAGAGCCGACCUCCACAGUACAUACCAGCGAGCCCAGUCUCGCCCCAAAGAGACCAGAGAAUGCAUUAGCCACUGCUAGCGUUAUCAGCUCAAAUGCAUCGACAGCCUCGUUCCAGUCACUCUCGAGGGAUUUCACAGACAUUCAAGAGGCCUACGAGGUUCUGGGCGACGUCGCGCGACGCUACCUGUAUGACAUGAACUACCAAGAACUGUUGGCCUUACAGCAACAUCGUCAGCAGGAGGAGCGCAAGCGCUUCGACGCCCAUGCGCGGGCUGUGGCUGAGGCAGCUCGGCAGGUCCGAGAACGUGAAUGCUUGCGGCAGCAGCAGCAGCAGCAACAGCACCAACAGCAGCAGCAGCGGAGCCAUCAGCCGCAGAAUACCAACUCAUCUUCCACGAUUGAAUGCAGCACCACCGCCGCGGAUCUUCGCAUUAAUGCCUCUGUUCCCUCACCACCCCACCAUGCCGCACCUCUCAGUCGAGGGCAAGGAGCGAAGAACACCGGUGUCUCUGCGCCGUCCUCUCGACCUGACGAUGCACCUCUGGACAAGCGACCGCAUAAGAGACGGGAAUCAACGGAAAACAGGAAUGGGGGCAACCGUUCGCUAGGGGACCUUGCCGGCGAUACGAGUGGUGACGCUGAGUCGUCGCAGGCUCAUUACCUUUUCACAGCGCCGACGCGGUCGCACGAGGUCGGCCGCUGCACGGAGGAAGGGCGGGCAAGAAGACAAGAAUGCGACUGUACUGCUAAAGGGCGUCAUACCUCGAGCCGGACUCAGAGGCGUAUCAGCGGCCUCGACACGAAGUACACACGACAUCGCAUGGCAACAACUCUGCCGGCUGUGUUUGUGCUGUCGAGUUCGGUACCGUUCAGUUGGGGUGAGACGGCCGCGCAGACGUGCCCGUCUGUAGCCGAACCAAGCCGUUCGUCAGGGGGGCGGUGGUACCGCCACACUGCGCCUCGUGACGGCGAGGGGACUGAGGAGCCCGAGUUGCCAGUGGAGUACUACUACCAACGUUCCAUCGAACGCACGCUGCGCGUGUUCUUCGGCGUGCAGCAUCUAGAGUGA